AUCUACCGUAAAGCAACCUCAGCUGUCGCGAUUUACAGUCGUAGUGGCAACAAUAACCAUGACAACCAGCAACAACAACAACACACGUGAAGCAGCAAUGGCGGCCGCCGGUGAUGACCGAGCCGCGGCGGAUGUGUUAAAAUCUCUGGCUCGCCAUUUAAACUGUUUAAACGACGACAACAAAAGCGCGAGAAAGCGAGCUCUAGAAGCGGUUAGAAGAGAAACCGUCGAGCAGCGUUUAUCCAGCGGCGCGAUGCAGGAGCUUCUCGGCUGCUUGCUGAAGCCGCUGCUGAAGUGCCUGUCAGAUCCAGCAGAGACGUGCAGAGACGCUUCAAUCCAGAUCAUCGUUGGAUUUAUCAGGGCUGUCCCCAAACCAGAGGACUGUCUGCCGUAUCUGAUGCCCGCGCUGGCGCAGAGGCUCGGUGGGAAGGAGAUCCUGGAGCCCGCGGAGGAGCUCAGACUGGCGCUCAUGGAGAUGCUCUCUCUGCUGGUGGAGGUGUGCGGGAAGCAGAUCGCCCCUUACCUGGAGGACCUGAUCAAGAUCCUGCAGAGAACCAUCUCCGAUCCCUUCGCUGAAGUCAAGAAGGAGAGCUGUAAAUGCACCGUCAGCGUAGCUCAGUGUAUUCCUGAACAUUUCCAUCUUCAGGCUGAGAGUCUUCUGAAACCCCUGUUGCAGACUAUUUCACACCAGCACUCCCAAGUGAGAGUUUCUGCCACACAGGCCAUCGGUGCAGUCAUUCAGUACAGCGCAGGCAAGAACGUGGAUGAGGUUUUAUCCCACUUGGCACAGAGAUUGUUUGACGACUCGCCACGGGUGAGGAAGGCUGUUACUCUUGUUGUUGGUGAUUGGCUUCUCCGUCUGCCGGACAGAUAUUCCUACUUCCACAAGCUCAUCCCGCUGCUUCUGACCAGCGUCAGUGAUGAGAUCCCUGAAAUCAGGUCUCUUGCUGAAAACUCAUGGAAGCAAGUAGGAGCUCAGUGGGAAAAGGAAAAUGAGGAUGAUCUGAAGGACAAGAUGGACUUUCAGCUGCCAGCACCUGCUCUCUACACAUCUGGAGGAGAACGUCCCGGGCUGGGCUGCCGGGAGCUGGUGGUAAGGAAUCUAUCCAAGCUGCUUCCUGCAAUGGGUCGGGAUAUUGGGGACUGGUUGGUGCAGACGCGGGUGAAGACGGUGCAGCUGCUGCGGGUUCUGCUCCUGCAUGCUGAAGAUCACUGUACACAACACCUGCAGAUGCUGCUCACAGUGCUGUAUCACGCCUGCGCAGAUGCUGAGACUGACGUCAGGACACAGUGUUUGGAGUCAGCCAAGCUCCUGGGAGUGUUUGUCAGUCCAGAGGUUUACCUCAAGUUACUCUUACCUCAUGUCGAAGACUCCAGUUCCUGCUCAUCUGCCUCUCCCUGGGCUCCGCUUAUGGUUCUGGGGGCCGUAUUAUCUGGAAGUUCCAGAGAGACGCUACGACCCCACCUGGUCAAAAUCGGAGACACACUCGCCCAGCCUGAAGUCUGCCUGGGGUCCCAACAG
Danio rerio (zebrafish) is the source of this 1522-nucleotide messenger RNA. NCBI's taxonomy places the organism in Eukaryota, Metazoa, Chordata, Actinopteri, Cypriniformes, Danionidae. The record is from RefSeq and is a predicted model, not a curated record.